Molecule: messenger RNA, 3586 nt
Organism: Clupea harengus (Atlantic herring)
Lineage: Eukaryota; Metazoa; Chordata; Actinopteri; Clupeiformes; Clupeidae
Product: putative E3 ubiquitin-protein ligase HERC4
Molecular function (GO): ubiquitin protein ligase activity
Source: RefSeq, a predicted model, not a curated record
CCAACCCCAAUUAACCUGUGUAUGUGUGUGAGUUUAUGUGUGUGUGGGAGGAUCUGACAGAGGGUCAGAGGUUUGAGCUUACCGUGUGAAUAGUGCGACACCCACAGUACGCCGAGUUUUUCCGAAAUGUUCAGCUGGGGAGAUGGGUCGAGAGGACAGCUGCGUUCGCGUUCAAAGGAUUUCACGUGUUUUGAUGUACCACAACCUGUCGUAUUUUGCUCAGAAACCAUUUCUGAGGUUUCCUGUGGAGAGCAGCAUACCCUUUUUGUUACAGUUGAUGGCCGAGUCCUUUCAUGUGGUCGCAAUAAUAAAGGGCAACUGGGAAGAGGGAAAAGUAAAGAUUCUAGAGUGGUAGAGGGUCUAGAGGGAGUGGUGGCAGUGGCAUGUGGUCAGGAGCACUGUUUGGCCCUCUGUGAGUCUGGAGGGGUCUACUCCUGGGGUCGUGGUGAUGAAGGACAGCUAGGGAUAGAUUAUCAGCGGUCAAAGAUGUCUCAGCCACGAUGUGUUUCGAUACAAGCUCCCUGGCCAGUAUUGAUCACACAAGUUGCUUGUGGAAAUGUUCACUCGUUGGCUCUAUCGGCAGGAGGGGAUGUUUUAUCAUGGGGUAAGAAUAGCCAUGGUCAGUUGGGUUUAGGGAAGGCAGUGGAUUUCCAGACCGUGCCUAGUCUAGUUCGUGCCCUUUUGGGGGUGCCUGUGACACAAAUCUCAGCUGGAGGAGCCCACACCCUGGUCCUCACACUCCAUGGACUGGUAUAUUGCUGUGGGGCCAACAAUGCAGGACAGCUGGGCCUCAAAAGGGUGGAUGAGAAAGGUCGCUUUGGGAUAUGCUCAGUGCCUGCCCUCAGAGAUCGUGACAUAAGGUCUAUCUGUUGUGGAGAAGCACACACUGCUGUUCUCACCCGGAAUGGACAUGUUUACACCUUUGGAGAGGGGGCCCAAGGGCAGCUUGGACACAGCUCCACAGCCAAUGAGCUUCAACCCAGGAUGGUGGAAGGCCUAGAUGGGCCAGCUUCACAGAUAGCCUGUGGCAGCCACCACACCUUGGUGCUGGGAUCUUCUAAUCGCCUUUGGGCCUUUGGGAGUGGAGUCAAAGGGCAGCUGGGGAAUGGCCGCUCAGAGAACAGUACACAGCCCACGAUGGUGGAACCGACCUGGGCUGGUGUGGAAGUACAAGCAGUCAGUGAUUUCAACAUCUCAGUGGGAUGGAAUUCCAACUUUGUUUUCUUCCGACCUGAGAAGGCAACGUCACCAUUGCAACCAGUUGGAAAACUGAAUGAUGCCCAGCUGCAGAGAUGGCUAACAAUCACCAAUGGUGAUCAAAACUGUGCCGAGGCUGAAAGAAUUUCCAGGAUAUUUUCAUCAAGUUCAAGUCUUGUGGGAAGUUUCAUAAAGGACAUUGAGCCUCAAGCUAAGAUGACAGCAAAUUCUGUUAGAAUAGACUUACAAGCUGCAAGUGAGGCAUUUGACAAACUGCUGCAAGUUUCUUGGAUCCGCAAAGCAAUAGACAUCAGACCACUGGUGAAAACCCUUUGUUGUUCCUCAUCAGCUAUGAAGGCAGCGGACAUCUUCCUACUACUUCCUGUCUGUCCCCUUCUCCAUGAAGACCGGAAUGUCAUUAAUCUGGUUCUGCCACUCGCAGUGGCCAUAACUAACCUUGGUGACUCUGUCAUGGAAAUUCUACAGGGCUGGUGGGGAUCCAUGGGACAAGCGAUGAUGUCCAAGCACAUCCAGGUGUGGAAACACGCCCUGUCCUUCCUCCUGAGAGCCAACCUGAUGCAGGACUACAUCCCUGAGGUGAAAGCUACUCUCGAGGUCCUCAAGUACCUUCACAGAGCAAACAGGAAACCUGAGAAGUCUAAGCAAGUUCCUUUCACUGAUUUCUACACAGAGGAGCUCGGCCAAGACCCUAUCAUGCUUCAGACAGAUGUGACAUUGUGGAGACAAAUUAAAUGGUCACAAGUGCAGGAAGUAGAACUGACACCUGCGAUUUUCUGCCGUUUUCCAUUCCUCUUAGAUCUUCAGAGCAAGGUGCUAAUUUACCUUUAUGAUGCUCAUGUUACACAGGCAUCCCACCAAUUGAUGCAUCAGCAAUCUUUCACUGGGAGGGAAGGUCCUGGCUUCAUCCCUGAGGAGACCCCUACUCCUGUGUUCAUGCUCAAAAUCAGACGCACCCAUCUCCUGGAGGAUACAUUUAGGCAACUGGCCGCUAGUGACCAUGAAAACUUCCAAAAACAGCUGAAGGUCCAGUUUGUUGACGAGUCAAAACUGACACUUGUGCACCAAAAGGAUUUUUUCCUUCACACGUUUGAUGAGUUUUUUGCACCUGACUCUGGCAUGUUCAUGUACGAUGACACCAAAACUCUUGUCUGGUUCCCAUCUAAGCCAAAACAUGAAACCAAAAAGUACUUCCUUUUUGGAAUACUUUGUGGUCUAGCCUUGAACAACAACAACAUUGUACACUUGCCGUUUCCUCUGGCUAUGUUCAAGAAACUUCUGGGUGUCAAAGUGACACUGGAAGACCUGACUGAGUUCAGUCCUGUUCUUGGAGAGAGUUUGCGGUACAUCUUGUACGACUAUACUGAUGAUGAAAUUGAAAAUCUAGACAUGACCUAUUCAAUUACCUGGGAUGACAUUAAAGUGGAGCUGGAUCCAAAAGAAAUGGGAAAACUUGUAACAAGCAAAAACAAGAAAGAGUUUGUGCAGUCCUAUGUGAACUAUGCCUUAAACAAAUCAGUGGAGAGGGUGUUUGAGGAGUUCAAGAGGGGCUUCUUCAAAGUGUGUGCCAGAGAUGUGGUGGAAAUGUUUUACCCAGAGGAGCUGAGGACGAUGAUGGUGGGGAGGGAGGACUACGACUGGGACAGACUAAAACAGAACACAGUGUAUGAGAGAGGAUACCAUGGAAACCACCCUGUGAUUAAAAUGUUCUGGGAGGUGUUUGACGAGCUUUCUCAUGAUCAAAAGAAAGCCUUCCUCUUGUUCCUGACUGGCUGUGGUCGAGUGCCGAUCUUGGGCAUGGAUCAGAUUAGGAUGACCAUACGCGUCAGGCGCAAGUCAUCUCAGAAUCAUUUCCCAGAAUCCCUCACAUGUCAGGGCAUUCUGGACCUUCCCAUGUACCAGUCCAAAGAGAGACUCCAGACUCUGCUCACUGAGGCUCUGAACCACAACAGAGGCUUCUGGAAAGAAUGACGAACCCUCACAGUCCUUACAUGGUGUCACAGAAAAAUCUCUUGCAUCACACAUGUAUCACAUUGCAUUUGUAUCACACAUUUUGACAUUAAUGAAACCUAUUCAGUUUAUGUAGACUCUGAAAAGAAAUAUAAGAUUCACUUUUAAAUCAUCGAAUAAUGUUACUCAUGUGCACUAACAGAUGCUGUUUCUUUGAUGAAGUGUAUUAUUUACAGAUAAGUGACUAUUUAGCAAUGCAUGACUAUGAUUGACAGCACUGUAUGUUGCAUUUUUGACUAACUGAGGUAUGGCUGCGCAGUACUGGAAGAGCAUAAAUGACGUACACUUAUUUUGUACAUGUAAUGUAACAGAGAACUUUCAUCAUCAUGAGUGACUAUAAAGAUCUGAUGAACUCUUAAAA